Drosophila sechellia is the source of this 1670-nucleotide messenger RNA. RefSeq lists its product as uncharacterized. NCBI's taxonomy places the organism in Eukaryota, Metazoa, Arthropoda, Insecta, Diptera, Drosophilidae. The transcript has 3 exons. Bases 493 to 1554 code for a protein of 353 amino acids. The record is from RefSeq and is a predicted model, not a curated record.
UUGUGCUCCCCAUCCAAUCUAUUCAUCUUUCCAUCCUUCGCUCAUCUGCAUCUCUAGCUGGCCAACAAAUGCGGCCCAUUUGGUUCCGAUACUCGAGAUUCGGUUUGGAGUUUUGAGUUUCAAGAUCCGAGGCCCGAGACCAGAGAGAAUUAGACGCCACUACUAUAAAACGCCGUGUCAGAGCUUCGCGCCAUUGCAGUCGCCUCAGCGUUCGUCUCCCGCUCGGUUCGGUUUUAGUUUUCGGUUUCACUUCCCAUUUGUCGACUUCAUUUUCAGUUUUGACUGUUGGACAUGGCUCGAGUUUAGUUUAGUGCUAACUUUGUUUUUUUUUUUUUUGGGGCACCUGAGUGUGUUACGUGCGAACUGGUGAAUGUUGUCUGUGCUGGUUCCCUCCAAGGAGCGAUCAUCGUCAUUUAGCCGGAUCAAGGCGGUCAAGCAUCAACAUUGCCACAAGUUAUUAUCGGAGGAGACCAUAAACGGAAUUCUGUAAUCAUGCAGGUGUUGCACCACCUGAUUCUUCUAUUCAUCGUUUUGAUUAACGAUGUCCACGGCAUCCUGCAACCUUCUGGCUACGACGACGACACUUCGCCACUGCCACUCCGCCUAGACGACUUGGAACGGGACCACCUGCAGCAGUUGGACCUCAAUCGGCCGCCACUCUUGCCCAAUCACUACGAAUGGCACCCGGAUGUGGCCGCCAGUCUGCCGCCCAGCUACAUUCAGGAGGCUGCCCAACGGGAUCGGGAGCGCGAGCGGGAUCUCGAGCGUAAUCGGCGACUGGAGGAGCUGCGUCAGCUGCAGCAGCAGCAUCAGCAGCUGAGUUCGGGCUACGCCUUUCCUGUCCACCUGCCAGGUGUGCUCUAUGUUGGUCCCACAGCUGCCACGCCCACUCCCACGCCCUCGGCAGCGACGACGACAGUGGCCUCCUCUGCCACUCGAUUUGCCAAACCCAUAGUUCCCUACGACUUGGAACUAGGGUUGCGCCCCAUUCCAUAUGUAACCAGUAAUGCCCUGCCCCUUCCAGUGCCACGCCCCCUUCCGACACCCCAUGCCCGAGCGCCGUUCAUAUACGGAUUUACCGGCCAGGGCAACCGAGCUGCCAGCCACAAGCUGCCGGUUCAGCCCCUGCUGGUCCAGCAGUCCAAGCAGUUCGCCUACGCUCCCGCUCAGCCCCCCCAGCGGCAUUACGCGAAUGGGCCACGGGUACCGCUACCGUAUCCCCCCAGCUUUGUGAGCUUCACCACUCGGAGACCGGGUUCGGAGCGGAGUAGGCCAUUCCGGCCAUCGCAGCCGGAUCCCACGCCCGAUUUGUUCGCUGGACGCUCCUCGAAAUCACUGAUCGACUCGUACAUUCCCAGCUGGGAGGUACUGCGCCUGAUUAGACAGCACCAGCCGCAGCAAGGAUUCACUCCCAUCGCACGCCAAACGCUCGCAUAUCCCGCUCCGGCGCACUUGAGGCUCUACAAGCGAGAUUCCCAGGAGGACCGGUCGAGAAUCGUGAAAAAAUCGCUGAGACAGCCCGGCAAACUCAAGGAAACCUUACCCGAACCAUAGAGUUCGAGUUCGGGCUUAGCGUACGAUUUAAUUUUUUGUUUCUUAAUUUACCUACAAAUACGAAUAUUUAUUGCUGCAGAAAUAAAAUGGUAUUUUGUUUGCCAGGGUAAACCUUA